CAAUGGCGUCUAUAGGACCUCAACUCCCUCCUCACCUCCAAAAGCGCAAGCGCGCGUCCGAAGACGAGGCCGAAGUAGGAUCGCCUCCAGCGAAAUCCUCCCGUCGCGAAAACGAAGACGAGAUUCCAUUGGAAGAAGACGACUCGGACGACGACUUUGGGCCAGCUGCUGCGCCGCGAUCCGAAAGCAAUCGCGACAGAGUCAUGGGCCCCUCGCUACCGUCAACAGCAGGAAACAGCAUCACCCCCGCGCCGGGAACCCAAAAACCGUCAAUUGGCCCCUCACUCCCACCAUCUACAAAGCCAACCAACGACGACGAGAUUCCCCUAACCUCAGACGGCGAGGAAGACGGCACAGCAGGCCCAGCUCCUCCCACAAACCCCGCCCCAUCGCCCCCUGCACCAAAGCGCGUACUAGGCCCAGCGCCGCCACCAGCCGACCUCUCCGAGAGGCCCACAACCGGUCCCAACUCCGAUUCCUCAUCCUCCUCCGACGACGAUGACGACGGUUGGGGCCCAGCCCUCCCCACCGCCGUCCCCGCCGGGACCAGAAACCUCAACCCAACAACAAUAACAACAACAACCUCCUUCCCCCCCGAAUCCCAACAAGAACCGUCAGCGCCCAAACGCGACGACUGGAUGCUCGCCCCGCCGAGCAGCACGGGGGCGUACCGGGCACCAGACCCGACAAAGCUCAAAGCGCGCAAAUUCGCAAGCGGGCCGCGCGCGGCGACCACAGCCGAUGGGAAGCCGGGAGGAGGAGGAGGAGGAGGCGGGAUGGGUUCUCUCUGGACCGAAACGCCCGAGCAAAAAGCCCGCCGGCUGGCCAACGCCGUGCUGGGAAGGGAAGACCCUUCCACCGCCGGCUCGCAACAACCUUCGCAACGGCCGUCACGUCCAGAGAAACCAGGCGAUGGCAGCGGGAGUGAUAGUACGAGGGCAGACGAGGCGCGGAUCAAAUCCUAUACAGAGCAGACGCGUGGGCGGAGCCUGGUGGAGGAACACCAGGCUGCGAGGUUGGCUGGGAAGGCGACGGGUAAAGGGGGUAGUAGUAGUAGUAGUAGCGGCAAGGGCAAAGGCGACGAGGAGGAGGAUGAUCCGAGCAAGCGGGCGUUCGAUUGGGAGAAGGAUAUGAAGGUUGGGGGAAGGAUAAGCAACUCGCAGCGGAGGGAUCUGCUGAACCGGGCAGCGAAUUUCGGGAAUAGGUUUCAGACAGGGAGAUAUCUGUGACCACGCUGCGACGAACGCCUAUAGUCAUAAUGCUCCUUGGGGAAAGAGUAGCCAGUCUUGGUUGGACAUGG
Canariomyces notabilis is the source of this 1300-nucleotide messenger RNA. RefSeq lists its product as uncharacterized. The transcript has a single exon. NCBI's taxonomy places the organism in Eukaryota, Fungi, Ascomycota, Sordariomycetes, Sordariales, Chaetomiaceae. The annotation marks the transcript as partial. The record is from RefSeq and is a predicted model, not a curated record.